AGAACAGGGCUCUGAACAUUUUGAGAGACUCCUCAACCUCAAUAGUCGGAGUCAGGCAAAUGGUGCAGCAAGUGCAGAACCACCAGAUAAACAAUAUGCAGCGUUUUGCGUUCUAUUUGCUAUGCAGUGACAUGAACACAAAUUGAUUGGAUUUGAUUCGAUUCUUGCUACAGACAGGAAUUCAGAAGCUCCGAGGCCUGAGCUCGUCCGAUUCUUCUCUUCCUUAUCAGUCUGAUGCAAAUGUGGACCUUAGACAGAUCAGUAAAGCACACAAACCGUUAUGCUUUUUCUUAGCAGGUGAAGUCCAAAUGUCCCCAAGCGCAGCCAAAACACAGAGCAAGGGAAAAGACUGUCUUUCUGCUCAUCUGAGAGUCGUGGGAGAAGACAUGGGGAGAAAGAAAAUCCAGAUUUCUCGUAUUCUUGACCAGAGAAACAGACAGGUGACCUUCACUAAGCGUAAGUUUGGCCUGAUGAAGAAGGCGUACGAGCUGAGCGUGCUCUGUGACUGCGAAAUCGCCCUCAUCAUCUUCAACAGCACCAACCGUCUGUUCCAGUACGCCAGCACCGACAUGGACAAAGUUCUGCUGAAAUACACAGAGUACAGCGAGCCGCACGAGAGUCGCACCAACACCGACAUAUUGGAGACGCUGCGCAGGAAAGGCCACGGCCUGGAUGUUUCCGAGCUUGACAGCGAGGAGAGUGCGCAGGCGGCGGCCGACAAGUAUCCCGGCAGCGACAGCAUGGACCUGUCUGUGGCUCGCCAGCGCUUCUGUCCUCCCUCUCUGCUGUCACCAGAGACUCAGUUCCUCAUGUCCGCCGGGUGUGAGAACGGCUUCCCCAACUCUUCGGUGUCCGGCGCAGCGUCCCACCGGCCCCCCGGGUUUAAAGCUCUGAGCUCUCGUUCGGGUUCUGCGAGUCCAGCAGGACCGCACGCGGCGUUCAUGUCCCCACAUCCAGGCAUCGGCUACUCCGUGUUCUCCCACGGCAACCUGAACCGAGCUCUGGACAUGAAAAGCCCUCCCCCUCUGAGCCUGGGCAGCGAAAACCUGCGGGCAGACACUGCUAAUCAGGCCAUGGGGGCCACAAGAGUAAACCACAACUCUGCUAGGAGUCUGCUGUACCAGGGCCUGCACAGCAGCAGCUCGAUGGUGGCGAUGGGUAAAGCAGGUCUCCUGAGUCACAGUUUGGGGGGCUACGGGCUUCCCCCUGCUGGAGCCUCUGAGUACAGCCAGCCUGGUUUCUUUCACUCUGUCAGCUUACAGCGAGGACCGGUGAAUCCCUGGCAGCAUGAGUCUCAGAGUCCUCAUAUCAGCUCAGGGAUGUCCAGCGGGGGGUGCUCCUUCCCACCCCAGUCUUGCUCCUCCAACUCCUCUCAUCUUGCCUCCUUGAACCUCAGCAUCAAAUCGGAGCGAAGCUCGCCUGACCACAUGUGCUCUCCGUCCUCCCCUCGUCUGCACCACCUCCGGCAGCAUUCGCCCACGGGCAACGCCGACGUGGCGCGCCACAGCCCUCCGGAAGCCCACCCGGCCAUCAGGACGAAGGAGCUUCCCAAAGCCGGCUACCCGCAGGACGGAGAGGAGCGAGGGCAGCCUGUCAGGCAGCUGGAGAUGAGCGACGGCUGGCAGAGAUAGCCAGCUGCCACCGCCUCCCGCUCAACGGCUGCCAACAAAACCCGACGGGGUCGAGAUGUUUUCUAGAGCGUCCCCCACCGACCCCGUUGGGGACGUCUCGUCUCACAGAGCUGGGCUCUCCAGGGUGGGAAAGAAAUCCUCCCUUCAAGUCACUCGCUUGAUCCUACGAGGCGAUAGAUGCAUACAGACUUUCUUCUUUUGGUUUAGAUUUUUCUGUGCUGAAACAAAAUACAGUUUGAUUAUGUUUUUUUGUUUGUUUGUUUGUUUUGCAGCUUUGGGAAAUAGUUAAAGACUAGCUGAGUUUCCCCAGAAGUUUAAAGGUUUCUGAAAAUACAUUUGGCCUUUAAAGCAGCAUCUCUUCCGAGUCCGGGCUGAAACAAGACAUGAAGCACCCUUUAAAAAAACUGAAUAAACAUUGAAAUUUAUCUUAUUUUAGAAAGUGCAAAGUUUGAUGAAAAUCUACUUUAAAACGCUUAAGCUAAUUAUUGUAUUUUGACUGAUCGGUUUUGACUAAUUGAUCAGUCAAAAUCAGACUUCUAAAUUAUAAUUUAAAAAAAGGUUUUGAAAUGAGCAAACAAAAGGCUCGAUUGGAAACUUAAGAAUUCAGUCUGACAUAUAAACAAAUAUCUCGUUCAAGAACCAGUCUAAAAAUAUGCAGUGAAGUUAAUUUGUAUGCAAAAGCAAUCACUUUUACUUUUAUUCUGUUCUUCAAUCAUAAAUGUAAACUUGAAAAGUCUCAUUUUCCCCCUGUAGGAGCGGCUCUUGUUCACAGAUUACCUCCGCGAUGCUAGGCUAACCCACUAACAUCCAAACCGUUUUCAGACUCCAUGUGAACACGCCUGCCUCGUUUAAAGCAGAGUUCUCACAAUUGGAACCUGCUGCUUUUUCUUCUUGCUCUCAGGUUUGACACAUUUUAAGCUUUAACUCUCUUUUUAUAUAUAUAUAUAUAUAUCUCCAAAUGAGGGAGAUUUUUUUUCCUUUUUAAUGAUGCGCAAAUGCUAUCCCCAAGCUUUAUGUUAAAUCCUGCGAAACCAAAAGAAAUAUCCACGUCCCCCAUUUGCUUAGAUUUUCCUUCUUCACCUCCCUUACCGUUCUGUUCACUGUGUGUUGGCACAAAAUACAGGCCUUCCUUCUAACAAGUAGCCAAAAAAAACGGGACUCAUUAAUAAAUUAAAGUUUGCAUUUUCCAGUGUAAUAUUAGGCUACAAUAAUUAAAAAAAAACAGUGAACUUAUUGUAUUUAUCUUUAAUACCAAUGAUAAAUGUGGAUGGUGCUGAAUUGAACAUGGUCAAAUAAGGCUUUGUUACCAUGGCUGCCGUCUCUCACCUCUUCAUGAUGUACAGAUAUGGGACAAUCUGCGUGACAAAUCUUUGCUUUUCUAUUGCUCUGCUCUUUUUUAGCUGCAUCUGGUUCAUUGAUGUGUAGUAAAAAUUGCUGGUGGCCGUUCAGAAGACGUUCAGAUCAUUUCCUCUUCCUGUCCUCCAGGGGGUGGUAUUAUGUCACACUAUCGCACCUCAUAAGGCUGAGGCUGUAUGCGGUAAGCUUUCUGUCGCUGAUUGGUUAUCUUAAAAAAAAAAAAAAAAAAAAAAAGGAUGUCCAUGACCUGAUGGAGGUUCAGGUUCAUGUUUUACCUCAGUGAAAAGAGGUCGCCACAUCGAACCUCUGCGGCGGAGUUAUCUUUGUUUUUAUGUUAUGCGUUUAUAUAUCUAAAAAAAAAAAAAAAAGAGUUUUUAUUAGUAUUCUUAUUUUACUGCAGAUUCUUUUUUUUUCUAAUGUUUGUUGAGUUCCUCUCCAGCAGAACAGAGACUGAUUUUUAUUUGACAUUUGUCGUGAAUCCUUUUAAAUAAAAAACAUUU
Poecilia reticulata (guppy) is the source of this 3487-nucleotide messenger RNA. Lineage: Eukaryota; Metazoa; Chordata; Actinopteri; Cyprinodontiformes; Poeciliidae. The record is from RefSeq and is a predicted model, not a curated record.